AUGGAGGUCCGAGCUCUCUGCAUCAGACUGCUGAUGAAUGUACCGAUGCUGCUGGCCGCACAUGUGCAGCAGAGUUCUCCUCAGGCAGCUGACGCAGCUUUUCACAUCGUCCCAAGCAGACUGCAGCUCUUUGAAUAUGAGUCUGUGCAUUUCACCUGUGAGGGGUUCAAUGUCUCGGCUGUGUGGAAAGUGAGGACCGAGACUGAAUUUGUUUCAAAAUGUUCAAAUGGCACCGAGAAGUCAACGGCGAGCCAUACCAUUACCUAUGUUUUAUCAUCGGACAGUGGAGAGUACUGGUGUGAAGGCGGAGGGAAGAGGAGCAGCGCCGUCAACAUCAGUGUCACUGCUGGUUCAGUGAUCCUGGAGAGUCCUGUCCUUCCUGUUGUGGAGGGAGACGCUGUCACUCUGAGCUGCAGACACAAGACGUUGUCCAACCUGUCAGCUGUCUUCUUUAAAGACGGCGUCCUCAUCAGGAACAGCUCUACAGAAAACAUGACCAUCCACAGUGUCUACAAGUCUCAUCAAGGACUCUACAAGUGCAGCGUCCCCGGAGCCGGAGAAUCACCGGAGAGCUGGCUCACCGUCAGAGCCUUUCAAAGAGAGGCGUGUGACCGUGAAGACCGCGUGAUUUAUGUCCUCCUCUACCUGAGGACAGUGUUUACCGUCGUGAUGGUGCCUCUGCUGCUGCUGCUGGUGGGACUGCUGCACUGUGGGAAACUCAGGGUUACGCAAAAAUAA
Plectropomus leopardus (leopard coralgrouper) is the source of this 738-nucleotide messenger RNA. NCBI's taxonomy places the organism in Eukaryota, Metazoa, Chordata, Actinopteri, Perciformes, Serranidae. The record is from RefSeq and is a predicted model, not a curated record.